AUUUCCAUUCGGAUUUUAACAAAACUUAUAAACACUAGAGGAUUUCGAAUGUGCUAGCACUUCCGCUGAUUUCCAAACACGAGGUUUAGAAAAUGUAAAACACAUCAAUAACAUUUUCAACCAACAAAAAAAAUGCCUAAUAAAAAGAAGAAAUUCAUAGAUAAGAAAAAUGCUGUGACCUUUCACCUUGUCCACAGAAGUCAGAGAGAUCCAUUGCAAGCAAGUGAAGAUGCCUCUUUGGGAGUCCUGUUAUCGACCAAUGAUAAAGUUAAGAAAGAGAAACAGAAAGAAGACCAGGUGAAGUAUGGUAUACUUUUUGAAGAUGAGUAUAAUUACUUACAACAUUUGAAGGAUACCAACGAAGUAUAUGAACUUGAACCUGUUGUUGAUAAAUUCAGACUCUCAUCAAAAGUACCAGAGCAGAAAGCCAGAAUACAGCUGCCAUCUUCUGUAUUCCCAACAGAAGUAGAAACUGAAGUAGGAUUAUUAAACAAGGCAGUAACUAUAACAGGUCCACAGCCUAAUUGGGAUCCCGAUAUUGUUGAGGCAUUGGAUGAUGAUUUUGAUAUGAAGGAUCCAGACAAUAUUUUAGAUGAUGACUUUAUGUUGAAGGCUAAUGCUCCUGUUGAUGGUACAGAGUUUAAUGACCAGGACUCUGGUGAAGAUGAAGAGUUUGGAUCUGACUUUGGUUCAGAUGAUUUCUCCGAUAAUGAAGAUGGACACAUGUUUAUGGAUGAAGAAACCAAGACACAAUUUACUAAUUAUUCUAUAUCCUCCUCUGUUAUGAGAAGAAAUGAAGGCCUUACCCUUCUAGAUGAUCGAUUUGAAAAGUUAUAUGAGCAGUAUGAGGAUACUGAGAUCGGUGCUUUAGAUCAUGAAGACAUUGAUGGUUGUAAAGACAGUAAAGUAUUAGAUUCCAUCCUAGAGGAGUUUGAAAAAGAGCAGGAGGAAAAAAAAUUCACUGAGAUUGAGAAUUGUAAUGAUGAUGUUGAUGUUGAAUCAGGAGAUGACUGUGAUAUUGUAGAAAUGAUCAUCCAAGCACCUAAAGAAAAAUGGGAUUGUGAAUCAAUUUUAAGUACAUAUUCUAAUUUAUAUAAUCAUCCAAAGUUGAUAACAGAACCACACACAAAAAAGAAGAUACAACUAACAUCAAAAUUACAGAUUCCCAAAGAUUCAUUUGAAAAGCCAGGAAUGACAAGAAAACAGCUGGAAAAAGAACUUCAUGAGAAUUUGAAAGCUGAUUGUGCAAGUACAUAUAGACCUAAAGAUGAAUCACUUGAAGAAAAACGAUCUAGGAAACAAGCAGUCAAAGAAGAAAGAAAGGAAAGAAGACAGGAAAAGAAACAGAAUAAAGAAAUGUUUAAAUCAGAGAUGAAAAGACAAGAAAAAGAAGUGUUAAAUCUUCAGAACAAUCUACAAGGCAUGAAAUUGUGAUUCAGAACAACAAUGAUACUGAUUUAUUGACAUGCUUUCGACUGAUAAUUAAUGAAAAAAAAGUACUUAGAAGUAGACAAGCUUGUCAUAUGCUUGUGCUCUCCGUUUCAUUAGAGAGAAAGGGUUAUAUAUAUUCAUUAAAUAUGAAAAAAAUGCUGAAUUAAAAGCCUAGAUGAUAAAGGUUGGCAUGCUCAACAAGGAAUGCUAAUUGAAGAUGUUUUGUUUAAAAUGGCUCACAGUAAUUUGAAUUGUCAGUUGUUGAUCAAAUGAAUUUACAUAUAUUAUGCAGAUUUUAGUACUUCUAACAUUGUCCAGAAUCAACACACAUCCAAAAUAUAUGUUGUUUCAAAGACCACCAUGUCAUUUACAGGUAUUCAAUCCUUUAAUGAAGGAUUAUACAAAUUAUUUAUCAUGGAAAGAAUCCUGGUUUUAAAAUGAAAAGGAUAAAUUUCCUGUUUCUUUAAAAAUUCUGUUCAAUAUGCAACUGAAAUGACUUCUGUAAAUAUGUGUUGGAAAUUCUCUUGAUUUUCUGUUGUUUUGAGUAAGAAAGAGUACUUGAUCAUUGUUUGUACAUGUGCCACCAAUUCAGCCUCAACUUUGCACAUUACAUUUUUGCUAACUAUUAUAUUGGUCUACCUUUGGAGUGGAACAGUAUCACUAUUAAGUAAAUGAAAUAGAAAUGUUCAAAUUUUUCUUUAAAAUUCAAAAUGUAAUAAGAUGAUUGUUACCUUUAUUAACAACAUAUAUCUAGAUGUUUAUUUUUUUGAAUGUUUACCUCUUUUCCUUAAAAGUAUAAUGACAUU
This is a messenger RNA of Mytilus trossulus (common blue mussel), 2237 nucleotides long. Its product is annotated as protein LTV1 homolog. The record is from RefSeq and is a predicted model, not a curated record. NCBI's taxonomy places the organism in Eukaryota, Metazoa, Mollusca, Bivalvia, Mytilida, Mytilidae. Gene Ontology annotation, cellular component: cytosol; preribosome, small subunit precursor; nucleus. The coding region runs from base 133 to 1434 and encodes 433 amino acids. The transcript has 11 exons. Gene Ontology annotation, biological process: ribosomal small subunit biogenesis; ribosomal small subunit export from nucleus.